GACUUCACUUCGUUCAGAGAUACGGUCGAGGUAAUAUCGUGUUGUGUCUCUUAGUAUGAUAUUAAAUCGAGCUUCGUAUCAUUACGAUUACUUGUUGAAUAAUUAAUCAAAAAUCAAAGAACAAAGUCAGCAUAAAGUGAGCGUGGAAGAAAGAAGUAACGAGCAUGGCGCGGCAGUCUCCUAAAUACGAAUUUCUACCUGAGAAGAUGACAAGAAAGAUGUUAACAAUGUUUGAUGGUGAGAGAACUGGUUGGGUGCAAGUAAGCUCGCAGAAAUGGUUUUUCCCGUAUAGAUAUGUCGAACAGGGUGCCGAAUUCUACAAUUUUAAGAUCAGGCCAGAUGACACUUGGGUAUUGUCCUAUCCGAGAUCAGGCACUACAUGGACGCAAGAGCUGGUCUGGCUAUUAUCGAAUAACUUGGAUUUUGAGACAUCAAUGAAGACAUUUCUUUCUGAGAGAUUUCCUUUUCUCGAAUUCAGCUUGUUCAAUCAUCCUGAACUAACACGGGAGUUUCUGGAAAUGAAUAAAGGCAAUGCAGAGAAAGAGCAACUUUGCCGACAGAUAGCUAAGCCCGGCUACGAGGUCGUCGCGUCAAUGCCGUCGCCCAGAUUCAUCAAGAGUCAUUUUCCAUUCAGUUUGCUACCAGGAAUUCUGAAUGUCGGUUGCAAGAUCGUCUACGUAGCUCGCAAUCCGAAGGACGUUGCAGUCUCGUGGUAUCAUCUGAACAUGGAAAUAAAGACACAAGGAUAUCUCGGCGAUUUUGCUACCUUCUGGGAUUACUUCGAAAAUGACCUCACUCCUUGGAGCCCAUACUGGACACACUUGAAAGAAGCCUGGGCUUUAAAAGAUCACCCAAAUCUUUUAUUUAUCUUUUAUGAAGAUAUGCAACUUGAUUUUCUGAAAGUAAUUAAGAAGGUUGCGAAAUUUUUGGGGAAAACAUAUACUGAUGAAGAGUUAAAUAAAGUGGCGGACUAUCUGAAUAUCAAGAACUUUCGUAAUAAUCCGAUGGUCAAUGGCAGCGAGUUGAAGGACUGUGGCAUUAUAAAAUCAGGGAACUUUAUCAGGAAAGGUUCCAGUGGUGGAUGGAGAGACUUCUUUACUCCGGAAAUCACUGCAAGAGCAGAUAAGUGGAUCGAGGCGAAUUUGAAGAAUACAGAUUUACAUUUUCCCUGUUUCGACAAUUGAAUCGAGGCAAGAUCGAGCAGUUCUCUGAUAUCUCGAGAAAAGUAAUGUCAGAAAGAUCUCGAUGAAAGAUUUCAAUUUUGAAUGAAGACACCAAUCAUUGUUUAUCUUUGAUCGAAAGAAAAAAAACGCGCACAUGAAAUAUCCCUUUAAUCGCCAAAACAAUAAUUAUGUUAUAAUAUUAUAAAAGAGAGAAGGCAAGAGUAAUAUAUUAGAUUGAUUCAAAGUUUUUUCUCAUAGAAUACAUAUAUCAUCUGAAGGCACAUUUAUAAUUGAAAAAUACUUCUUUCAUAUAAACACUCGUUCAGUAUUUAUGAGAAGACUUUUGAAUUAAUCUAAUGUUGAUAAGGAUAAUAAGCGUUUGACAGGUGACGUCAUUGAAUCAUGCGUGCACAUAAUUUCAUUGUUUUAUUAUAAAGAAAUUCUUAUAUCUUUAUUCAGUUUUAUUACACUAUAUAUUCGGAAAUUCUGCAGGUCAUUAUUUUAUUUAUAUGCAAUUGUACUCAAACAAUUGCAUGAUUUUACAAAAACGUAUGACAGAGCAACGUAUUGAAUUCUAUAUCAACUUGUCUGAGAACUUCUUCUGAAUAGUAUAUUGUAUGGCGGAUUCGAUUGGGGGGAAGCACAAGUCCGCGCCAGUGCACACUAAGGUCAAUUCAUAGUUCGUUCUUAUAUUUUAGCUGUAUUUCUAUCUACAGCACCACAAGGUCCUAAAGAGAACCUUGGCCUCAGAACGAAGCUGCCUGCACUUAACCCUCUCUCUGACCCUAGAUUUCCGCAUACCCAGUUUGUCUAGAUCGUUCCUUUCCACCAUCCGUGUCUCAACUUGCCCUUCGGUCUUUUAUUGUUAGCAAUGUUAGUUUUAAAAGCUUUCUUGCCUUUAAAGGGUUGUUCCAUUCUACAUAUGUAUCCCAAUCAUCUCAGUCUGCUUAGUCUAAUAUGCGAGACUAUAUCUACAUCUUAGCUAUAUUUAUAAAAUUUUAUAAUUUUAUAUUUAAAAUCGUCUGUUUAUAUACACGGGCUUCGAAAUAAUUCUCUGCGACGUGACAAUUAUUAGUAAACAUGCCGUUUUUACGAGGCAUAUACCCCUUGCUUUCUUUUUUGCUCUACCCAAUCAGCGCGCGACAUAAGCAACGUGACUUGUAUUAAUUUCAUCGGUACCAAAUUUUCUGUCACUUUAAAAAAUUAACCACACAGAACAUUAUAUCGUCUUAUAUCAUCUUCAAAUGCUAUAUACAAAUCGUUGCACUGGUUACGGAAUAUUCAGAGGCAAAUUUAAGAUGAUCUUAAGUAUACAAACUAGAGACUAUAAAACAGCCUUAGUGUACACUGGUGCAUACUAGUGUUUCCAAUCGAAUUUACCAAUAAUAAUAUCCGAGAAUUCAUCUCAGAAUCAUAUUUUUAAAAUAUUUGAGUUCUCGACAAAUACUGUCAAUGAACAAAUUUAAGAAAUUAAAUGAAGAUUAAAUAAGACAAGUUCAUUAGAUAUAUUUGCACAUAGUAAUUUAAUUCAAUAUUAAAUAAUAAAAUCCGUACGUUUUCCUAUGAAUUUACGACAGUCCGUACAAUUUCAGUGUUCUGUCCAUACUAGUAGAAGCAAUAUACUGUGCGUGUUUACCAAAACGAACGCCAGUGGCCGCUGCUGUAUGAUCAUUUAGCACUUUCAAUUCCUGCCAUUGCUUGCAGAGGUAUACUCUGGAAGUAACAAUGUUCUCAGUACAAACUAAUUCAAACUUUUGUGUAGUUGAAUAUUUAUAGAUUAUUACAAAUUUAAUAUAUUAUUAAAUAUAAUAUUAAAAUACAAUAUUAAAAGCAAUUAUUUGAGCAGCUUAUCACUAAGACAAAGAAACAAAGGUUUUAUAAUAUUAAGAUAUUUUGUUUAGAAAUGGAAUUAUUAACAAUAAAGUUACCAGAAAAUAA
Molecule: messenger RNA, 3101 nt
Organism: Odontomachus brunneus
Lineage: Eukaryota; Metazoa; Arthropoda; Insecta; Hymenoptera; Formicidae
Product: sulfotransferase 1C4-like
Exons: 6
Coding region: 165-1184 (339 amino acids)
Biological process (GO): sulfation
Cellular component (GO): cytoplasm
Molecular function (GO): sulfotransferase activity
Source: RefSeq, a predicted model, not a curated record